Pieris macdunnoughi is the source of this 687-nucleotide messenger RNA. The record is from the annotation of a GenBank genome assembly. Lineage: Eukaryota; Metazoa; Arthropoda; Insecta; Lepidoptera; Pieridae.
AUGCUUUUUUACAUUGCACUGGUUGGGUCAAAAGUUUAUCCCGAUCUAUUUGUUAAGUUCAAGUCAUUACUAAGGGAAGGUACUUUAUUGGUUGACGCCUAUGGUCAAACUGAGACGCUUGGGCCUGUCGUCAAAGGGCUGCCUGGAACACCUGUAGGGAGCUGUGGUCGGGCCUAUGACACUUAUAUCCUUAAGCUAAUAAACCCUGAUACAGGAGACGAAAUCACAAAACCAAAUAUACCUGGAGAAUUAAUAGUUAAAGGUCCAUCACUCUCUGAAUAUUACAAUGACCCUGAGGAAACUGCAAAAUUAUUUACAGAAGACGGGUUUUAUAGAACUGGAGAUCUUUUAUAUAAGGACGAGAAUGACUACUUCUACUUCGUGGAUCGUAUCAAAACAUUAAUCAAGUGUAGGAAUUACCAGAUCCUGCCAGUUGAAUUAGAAGAGGUGAUUCGUAAUCAUGAAGACGUAAGCGAUGUCUGUGUGGUUGGCAUUGAGGAUCGAGAGGACGGACAAAGGCCAGUCGCAUGCGUGGUUAGACGUAAAAACUGUGUCACUGCGCAGGAAAUCAAGCAGCUCGUCGCUGAAAAAUUAUCGAAACACAAGGCACUAAGCGGUGGUGUGAUAUUCUUGAAUGAAUUUCCAAUGACGUCUACAGGGAAGGUAGCAAGAAAAACGCUAAUUUAA